AUGCAAGGUGUCUGUGUGGGACUGCUCCUUUUCAGUGUGGCCUGGGCAGCAGCAACAUUUCAACCACAGACGGAGAAAACUAAGCAAGGGUGUGUGGAAGAACAGCCGAUAAUGUACAAGGGUCACCAUGAGAAACAUAGGUAUUAUAUUUUUAAGGAUGUUUAUACAUCACCUGGGAAGGAAAAUUAAACUGACGGUUAGCUGAAUCAGGAAGAAAAAAACAGACACAAUAUCACUCUUCAUCAUUCUGAUACCGGAAGAAAUCAAGAGCCAUUGCCUAAAGAAAAUACUGCCCAGGAAAGAAAGAAAAAUGUGUCCCUUUCUGAAUCCAAUGAAAAUAACCAAAGUAGUAAACCCUCAAGUCUCCUUGCACAUAGACAGACACUGAAGGAAGACUACAGUAUCACUAACAAAGAGAAUGUCCACAAUGACCUAAAGAUGUCCAUGUAUCUCGAGUCACCUGGGAAUAAUGAAGCUGACAAUGGGGAUGAUGCUGUCAUCAAACUCCAUGACCAAGAGGAAUAUAGCGCAGCUCUCAUCAGAAAAAACACGCAGCCUGUAAAGGGGCCAGUGGCUGUGAUGAAACUCUUAGGGGAAGCAAACAAAAAGAACAAACCUAGGAAUGUUCUACACAGGAUUGCAGCAGGUGUGAACUAUGCUACAGCCCACUCAAAAGAUAAAAAGAAUCCUCAAAGACAUUCCCAAGUCCAGAAUAGUCCAGUAAAAGCCAAAAGCAGUCAUCAUAUCCAACAUAACACUGGCUCCCUGAAACAUCCCUCAAAAGUCAAAAAGAUCCCCAGUGAUUUUGAAGGCAGUGGUUACUCAGAUCUUCAAGGAAGAGGAGACAAUGAUAUCUCUUCUUUCAGUGGAGACGGCCAACCUUUUCAGGACAUUCCUGGUAAAGGAGGAGCCAUUGGUCCUGACCUGGAAGGUAUGGAUAUUCAAACCAGGGUUUCAGGCACAGGGGAAGCUGAGACUCUCACUCCUGACACAAGAGGGCCAGGUCAUAAUGAGAUCCCAGAGAGAGAAGAAAAUGGCGGCAAUGCCAUUGGAACCAGGGAUCAAACAGCAAGACAGCCAGGUGCUGUUGAUGUCAGUCUUGUGGAGGGCAGUAACGACAUCAUAGGUAGUACCAACUUCAAGGAACUCCCUGGAAAAGAAGGAAACAGAGUGAGUGCUGGCAGCCAAAACGCUCACCAAGGGAGAAUAGAGUUUCAUUACCCUCAUACGCCCUCAAAGGAGAAACGAAAAGAAGGCAGUAGGGAUGUAACCGAAAGUUCCAAUUAUAAUGAAAUCCCUAAAAAUGGCAAAGGUAGUACUAGAAAGGGUACAGAACAUUCUAAUAGGAACCAAGCAGGUAUAAAUGGGAAACAAAGAUUUUCUAGUAAGGGCAAGAGUCAGGGCCAGUUCAUUCCUUCUCAUGGCCUUGAUAAUGAAGUUAAAAAUGAAAUAGGAUCCCGUUAUGGCCCGGAUACUGACAGGGAUAUAACACACAGCAGAAAGUAUCAUUAUGCACCCCACAGACCAAAUAAUUCUGUGAGAAAUAACGGUAUACCACAAAGGAAAGGCCCCAGGGGUUACAGAAGACCCCACUCCCACGGGGGGGUUAGCUGCCCUGGAAAGGAUAGUAGCAGUGAGUCAUCUGACAGUGGCAGUUCAAGUGAGAGUGACGGAGACUAG
Otolemur garnettii (small-eared galago) is the source of this 1680-nucleotide messenger RNA. RefSeq names its product matrix extracellular phosphoglycoprotein (gene MEPE). The transcript is spliced from 4 exons. Gene Ontology annotation, cellular component: extracellular matrix. NCBI's taxonomy places the organism in Eukaryota, Metazoa, Chordata, Mammalia, Primates, Galagidae. Gene Ontology annotation, molecular function: extracellular matrix protein binding. The record is from RefSeq and is a predicted model, not a curated record. Gene Ontology annotation, biological process: biomineral tissue development.